Messenger RNA from Debaryomyces fabryi, 1587 nucleotides. RefSeq names its product amidophosphoribosyltransferase (gene ADE4). Gene Ontology annotation, cellular component: cytoplasm. NCBI's taxonomy places the organism in Eukaryota, Fungi, Ascomycota, Pichiomycetes, Serinales, Debaryomycetaceae. The transcript has a single exon. The coding region runs from base 1 to 1587 and encodes 528 amino acids. Gene Ontology annotation, molecular function: amidophosphoribosyltransferase activity. The record is from RefSeq and is a predicted model, not a curated record. Gene Ontology annotation, biological process: purine nucleobase biosynthetic process; purine nucleotide biosynthetic process.
AUGUGUGGUAUUUUGGGUAUCGUACGUGCCGAUGAGCAUGCCAAUGUUGCAAAUGAGUUGUUUGAAGGUGCUAUGUUUUUACAACAUAGAGGUCAAGAUGCAGCUGGUAUAGUUACAUGCGGAUCUAGAGGUAGAUUCUAUCAGUGCAAAGGGAACGGUAUGGCCAGAGAUGUUUUCACACAACAAAGAAUGAAUAACUUGGUUGGAAAUAUGGGUAUUACACAUUUACGUUACCCAACUGCGGGUUCUAGUGCCGGUAGCGAAGCUCAACCAUUCUAUGUGAACUCGCCUUAUGGUAUCUGUAUUAGUCAUAAUGGUAAUUUGGUGAACUCGAUCGAAUUGAGAAACUAUCUUGACGAAAAAGUACACCGUCAUAUUAACACUGAUUCUGAUUCCGAAUUGCUUCUCAACAUCUUUGCGGCAGAAUUAGAGAAAUUUAACAAGUCAAGAGUGAACAACCAAGAUUUAUUUUUAGCGUUGAAGGGAACUAUGGAAUUCAUCAGAGGAGCAUAUGCGUGUGUAGCUAUGUUAGCUGGUUAUGGUAUCAUUGGAUUCCGUGAUCCUAACGGUAUCAGACCGUUAUUGUUUGGUGAAAGAGUCAAAGCUGAUGGAUCGAUUGAUUACAUGUUAGCAUCUGAAUCCGUUGUAUUGAAGGCACAUGGCUUCAAUAAGUUAAGAGAUAUCAAGCCUGGUGAAGCCGUUAUUAUUCCAAAGGGAAAUAACGGUAACAACAAGCCUGAGUUCCGUCAAGUUGUCGAGCCAAAGGAAUUUGCCCCAGAUAUUUUCGAAUACGUUUAUUUUGCCAGACCAGACUCUGUUUUGGAUGGGGUUUCUGUCUAUAGAACAAGAAUCGAUAUGGGUAACAAAUUAGCUCAAAACAUCAUAAGAUCAUUCCCAGGACAGGAUAUUCUUAAGGAGAUCGAUGUUGUGAUUCCCGUACCAGACACUUCUCGUACUUCAGCAUUGCAAUGUGCUGUCUCUUUAAAUCUUCCUUACAGAGAAGGGUUCGUCAAGAACAGAUAUGUUGGUCGUACGUUUAUUAUGCCUGACCAAAAAGAAAGAACAUCGUCGGUGAGAAGAAAGUUGAACGCGAUGGAGUCUGAAUUCAAAGGACGUAGCGUUUUGCUUGUUGAUGACUCGAUCGUCAGAGGUACUACUUCAAAGGAAAUCGUGGCGAUGGCCAGAGAAGCCGGUGCUAAAAGGGUGUUCUUUGCCUCGUGUGCUCCUCCAAUCAGAUUCAACCACAUAUACGGGAUUGAUUUGGCGGAUACCAAGGCGUUGAUUGGGUUCAAUAGAAAUGAGCAGGAAAUCGCUGAGGCUAUUGGUGCCGACAGAGUUUUCUACCAAGACUUGCAGGAUUUGAUCGACUGUUGUAAGCAAACAGGAAUUGAAAACUUUGAGGUUGGUGUUUUCACCGGAUCGUAUGUUACUGGAGUCGAAGACAACUACUUACAAGAGUUGGAAAAGAUUAGAGCCCAAAACCAGAGAUUGAGACAACACGAUGCCAAUGGGAUCGUUGAUAUGUGCGAUGUUGACGUCAAGGCGGAUGUCGACAUCAGUAUUUAUAAUGGAGGUGAUUAUCAGUAA